Messenger RNA from Panicum hallii, 1162 nucleotides. Its product is annotated as glycine-rich RNA-binding protein 2, mitochondrial-like. Bases 165 to 884 code for a protein of 239 amino acids. The record is from RefSeq and is a predicted model, not a curated record. The transcript has 5 exons. Gene Ontology annotation, molecular function: RNA binding. Lineage: Eukaryota; Viridiplantae; Streptophyta; Magnoliopsida; Poales; Poaceae.
GCCGCUGCCCACGCCGAUCGACGGCGGAGGACGCCCCCGCGAGCCCUAUAUCUCCCUCUCCUCCCCCACCUGCCUGCGCCUCCACUCGCCUCUCGCCGCCGCCUUCGUGUCCUCUCCCCUAAACCCUUCCGCCCAUCUGGCCCCCUCCCCCUCAGUUUGGAACGAUGGCACUUGCUAAUAAGCUUGGUGGCCUGCUUAAGAAAGCCACUAGUUCAAAUCCUUCUAUCUAUCAAGCAAUCAGAUGCAUGUCAUCAUCCAAGCUCUUUGUUGGAGGGCUUUCUUAUGGCACCGAUGAUCACAGUCUUAGAGAUGCCUUUUCCAAUUAUGGCCAGGUUAUUGAAGCUAGGGUUAUCAUGGACCGUGAGUCUGGAAGAUCUAGAGGUUUUGGCUUUAUAACUUACACAUCAUCCGAGGAGGCUUCUGCUGCCAUCACAGCCAUGGAUGGAAAGGAUCUCCAUGGAAGGAACAUACGGGUUAACCAUGCUACCGAGAGAACUGGUGGCUUCCGGGCCGGUGGCGGUGGUGGUUUUGGUGGUGGUGGCUACGGCGGCGGCGGCGGUGGUUACGGCGGCGGCUACGGUGGGGGCUAUGGUGGCGGCAGCAGCGGCGGUGGGGGUUAUGGUGGCAACUAUGGCAACAGGAGUGGUGGUGGCUAUGGGGGUGGUGGAGUUGCAGAUGGAUCUGGGGGCAAUUUUGCUGCUGGAGGUGGUGACGGCUUUGGCAGCAACUUUGGUGGUGACAGUGGGUUUGGCGCUGCCGGUGGCUCCACUGGUGGUGAUGAGUUCUCUGCUGGUGGCAGCUUCAGCAGCAACAGGAAUGACGGAAUCAUGGAUGAUAUGUUCAAGGACGACGAGCCUGACAACUACGCCGACAAAAGGGCCUAGCUUUUGUCCUCCAAGCUACCCUAGUGUACCAGUAAAAAUGAGGCGAAUGAUCAUCCGGAUGAGAUUCCAGGACAAUCUGUAGUGGCUGGUGUUUUUCUGUUAGCUUUGUAUGUCUCUUCUGUCUAAAUAACAGAACGAGGCACCUUGUGUUGAACGGACUAUCGAAGUGUGCUUUAUUUGACUUGCUCUGUUGCAUGUUUGCGCCUCUGGCAAACGAUGGCAGACGUUCCUGUUUCAAGGUCUUUCUGGCAGUGCUAUAUCUUGGUUCUGCUAGUACA